Molecule: messenger RNA, 5043 nt
Organism: Haliotis rufescens (red abalone)
Lineage: Eukaryota; Metazoa; Mollusca; Gastropoda; Lepetellida; Haliotidae
Product: ankyrin repeat domain-containing protein 50-like
Exons: 1
Coding region: 230-1330 (366 amino acids)
Biological process (GO): regulation of barbed-end actin filament capping
Cellular component (GO): nucleus; cytoplasm
Molecular function (GO): protein binding
Source: RefSeq, a predicted model, not a curated record
UUUGAUUCUGAACGUGUUUUGGUGGAAUGUGACGCUUUGUACACAAUAUGUAUCAGUCGGCUACUCUAAACUGAUAGCACUGCACUUGCAUUGCAUUUGAAAUGUUUGACUGCCAAGGUUGUGGAAGCAAAGACCAAGUUACACAAGAGCAGGGGGCUAAGGGAGAUAUGAAUUUACUCCGUUGCCACAUAUAAUAACGGAAAAAGACGCACAGGUUUAGUUGAAAGAAAUGUCGGUUUCCAAUGAGUUGAUUUCUCUGGCUCAGCUGAUCGAGAAUGGUGAUGAACAAGAAGUCCUACAUCAUAUUCGGACAAAUAACAUCACCCCAGGACUUAAUCGCAAUCUUCCCGCUGUGAUAACGCCAGUUUCAGUAGCGGCAAUACAUGGCCAUGUGAACGUACUAAACAAACUCCUCUCCCUUGGGUUUCCUCCACACCCAGACCGACACCCAAUUCAUUACGCAGCCAGAGAAGGUUGUCUGGCUGUACUAACAUCUUUGGUGGAAGAUCACAACACCGAAGUGAAUUGUUUAGACAGUGUCGAUGAAUCACCGCUGUUCUUAGCCUCACGCAGAGGUCAUUUUGAUAUUGUCAAAUUUCUUGUAGAAAGAGGAGCAGACGUCAACUUCGGAGGUCGAAUACCACCACUUGUCAUUGCUGUUGCUCACUGUCAUCCUCAUAUCUGUGACUACUUUAUUAAGCAAGGAGCUGAUGUGAACAAGGAGGACCGAUAUGGACGCUCACCUCUCCGCGCUGCUGCUCGCAAAGGCUAUGUGGACAUCGCCUGCACCCUUGUGAAAGCAGGGGCAUGUGUAAACGCACAGUGUCGGAAUGGACAGUCGCCAUUUAUGGCAGGAAGCCAGUUCGGUCAUUUGUCAGUGAUGAAAUUUCUUGUGGCCCAUGAUGCAGAUGUUAAUGUGAUUGAUAACAAGGGAGACACAGCCUUACAUCUGGCAGUUCGGGAGGGUCAUUAUGAAAUUGUACGUUAUCUCCUUGUUGAUCUGUGCGUUGUAGAGACAGUUAACUUGGAUUGUGAAUCACCUUUCUCCAUAGCACUUGACAAUAUGGAUUAUGACAUUAUGCUUCUGUUUCACCAGGCUGGUAGAUGGCCAUUGAAUGUGUUGUGUGAUUUUCCAUGUGGUACAACAGAAGAACUGCUGAUGCCUAUUUUAGACGUUGUAACACAGCCAUAUUUGCUUCAAGAAUUAGCCUGUUUCAAACUUCGAAAUACGUUACGACCAAAGUUGACAUCUUCAGUGAAUCACCUGCAAUUACCAGGGGCAGUUAAGGAGUUCAUCCUGCUCCGUCACAUUCCAUCUUCUAGACCAUGAAGGGAUUUGGAUAUAACAUACUAUCGCUGUGCAGAUUUGUGUCUCUUAUGCUUGUUCGGCUAAAAAAGUUCUCAGGCACUUCCUGCAUCAUUUUAUAUUUUAUUUCCAUUUACCAAAAAAGUCCCAAUUCAGACGUUUCCAGCCAAAUUUGCCCCAAUUCUCCCGUUCUCAAUCCGAAUCUGAUCGAUUUGUAUCUUCCACAUGGUAAAAAAUGACCAGUCUGUCCCGAAAGCGUCCUGAUUCUCCCAAAUGCCAUCAGACAGAGAUCAGACAGUGACUGGACAGUGAACACAUUCUGCAAGAUCUGGACACAAUCUGGACUCAAUUGACAAGAAAAGGCAAUGAAAAAUUCAUGCCCGUUCAUCACAACAGCAUCCUGAUCCACAGGACACCGUCCCGACAACACAGGACAUUGUUACGAUUUUGAUCCGAUACAGCAGAAUCUGUCACGACAUUCACAAUUGUAAUCCGACUCGACAAAAUCAGCUGAGUUUCCCGAACGCUACUAGUCAGUGAGGACUACCAUCAUUGGAUUUUCACUUGUCCUCAGCACAAGUUAGUAGUCUCAGGCUAUUGGACUAGCAUAAAUGUUGAAGGCUGUUGACUUAAACUGGAAAUGGACAAGACACUGAGGCAUUAUCCCUCAUUCACCUGUUAAACCAUCCCGAGGCAAGGGAGUUAACUGACUCUAAAAGUCCAGUUUACACCCUUGCCGUGGUAGGAUUGAAUUUCUGGGCUCGAUCGUAGCGCCACCAGUGGCUAUUACAAGCUAUGUCCCUUGUAUGUCCCUCCUACUGACCAUGACCCAUGAUGCAGAUGUUAAUGUGAUUGAUAACAAGGGAGACACAGCCUUACAUCUGGCAGUUCGGGAGGGUCAUUAUGAAAUUGUACGUUAUCUCCUUGUUGAUCUGUGCGUUGUAGAGACAGUUAACUUGGAUUGUGAAUCACCUUUCUCCAUAGCACUUGACAAUAUGGAUUAUGACAUUAUGCUUCUGUUUCACCAGGCUGGUAGAUGGCCAUUGAAUGUGUUGUGUGAUUUUCCAUGUGGUACAACAGAAGAACUGCUGAUGCCUAUUUUAGACGUUGUAACACAGCCAUAUUUGCUUCAAGAAUUAGCCUGUUUCAAACUUCGAAAUACGUUACGACCAAAGUUGACAUCUUCAGUGAAUCACCUGCAAUUACCAGGGGCAGUUAAGGAGUUCAUCCUGCUCCGUCACAUUCCAUCUUCUAGACCAUGAAGGGAUUUGGAUAUAACAUACUAUCGCUGUGCAGAUUUGUGUCUCUUAUGCUUGUUAGGCUAAAAAAGUUCUCAGGCACUUCCUGCAUCAUUUUAUAUUUUAUUUCCAUUUACCUAAAAAGUCCCAAUUCAGACGUUUCCAGCCAAAUUUGCCCCGAUUCUCCCGUUCUCAAUCCGAAUCUGAUCGAUUUGUAUCUUCCACAUGGUAAAAAAUGACCAGUCUGUCCCUAAAGCGUCCUGAUUCUCCCAAAUGCCAUCAGACAGAGAUCAGACAGUGACUGGACAGUGAACACAUUCUGCAAGAUCUGGACGCAAUCUGGACUCAAUUGACAAGAAAAGGCAAUGAAAAAUUCAUGCCCGUUCAUCACAACAGCAUCCUGAUCCACAGGACACCGUCCCGACAACACAGGACAUUGUUACGAUUUUGAUCAGAUACAGCAGAAUCUGUCACGACAUUCACAAUUGUAAUCCGACUCGACAAAAUCAGCUGAGUUUCCCGAACGCUACUAGUCAGUGAGGACUACCAUCAUUGGAUUUUCACUUGUCCUCAGCACAAGUUAGUAGUCUCAGGCUAUUGGACUAGCAUAAAUGUUGAAGGCUGUUGACUUAAACUGGAAAUGGACAAGACACUGAGGCAUUAUCCCUCAUUCACCUGUUAAACCAUCCCGAGGCAAGGGAGUUAACUGACUCUAAAAGUCCAGUUUACACCCUUGCCGUGGUAGGAUUGAAUUUCUGGGCUCGAUCGUAGCGCCACCAGUGGCUAUUACAAGCUAUGUCCCUUGUAUGUCCCUCCUACUGACCAAUCAGAUUCCACCUCUCAAAAUACUUGUGUUGGCUUCAAACAAAAAGGUGGUGCCUAGUCAAGAUGAUCUGAUCGAUGUUCAACAUACAUAUUGUAAUAAAACGGGUCUCAUCUCGUGAAUUGCAUCAAAUCACGUGAGCACCUUGAUUAAAAACCUGAAAAGAUUUGGAAAAUAUCUGUCUACGCACAGUUGACGGUACAGAUACUUUGCAAAUCCUGCAGUCGAUCGACAUCUGCAUGUUAAAAUCUAUGUUGUUUGCGAACCGGAUGUAAUUUUCGUCACACAAUUUUGAAUGCAUAGACUCGUUAGUCCAGCCAAAAUAUAACUCCAUAAUUGCAGCCUAGAUUUGCAAGGGUGGAAACUGGACUUGUACAGUCAGUUGACAUCCUUGCCUCGGGAAGAUGGUUCAAACUAGUGAAAUAUUGUUGACACUAAUUCUCUGAAAUUUCUAAGGCUCAUCCAAAAAUUGUAAUUAGUGCAUAUGUGAAACUAAAGCUGACUUUGGGACAUUAUCUGUGGAAAGGUGUCAAAUGCUUGACUGACGUGACCAAAGGAUUGGCAUAAUAAAAAGAAUAAGUUCUUGGACAACGUGGGUUUGCAACAUGUGGAGUGAACUGAGUGAAACUAGCACAAAGUAUCCAUUGAUAGAGCCUAUUGUGUGUGGCUAUGUUGGAUGUGUAGGACCCGAUCAUGUGGAUGGAAGCUGGUUAAUAAGUUGUCUAAUUUGAAAUGAACUGUAGAGUGCUGUAAAGGCAGUAAUGAGAGACCUCAGACAUAUAUCCUCUUUGACAACAUGGACAAGGAGUGUAUUGGUAGUCUGGGUACUGUUUCACAAAGUGAAUGUUGUUCUAUGACUGCCAUAUCUCUAUAUUUUAGCAUAGACUUACGACAGUCGUAGCACGACUAUCCCUUUCUGAAAGUGGCCCCUGGUGGUAGUGAGUGAGUGAGUGAGUAUGGUUUUACGCCGCUUUUAGCAAUAUUCCAGCAAUAUCACGGCGGGGGACACCAGAAAUGGGCUUCACACAUUGUACCCAUGUCGGGAAUCGAACCCGGGUCUUCGGCGUGACGAGUGAACGCUUUAACAACUGGGCUACCCGACCGCCCCCCUGGUGGUUGAAGCAUUUGUGCUGUUUAGCAGUAUUUCAGUUACAUCACGAUGCAUCAUCUAAAUGUAUGAGGAAGGUCCUGUUUUAAAGAGUUGACAUUUUCAACUUUGGUAAAAUGGAACUGGCACUGACUGACCAAGAUUCAUUAUUGUGUCAUAUCUAGGAUCGAAACCUACAACCAUCGGUUAGACUGGCUAAGGGAUGCAACACUGCACAGUUUGUCCACUGAGAAUGACCACGUUAUUGAUAAGCAGUAAUUAGGAUAUUGCUUCAAUACUGCUGAGAUCCUCACUCAUACACACACCUGCUUCAGUGCUUGACAAUAUGUUCAAAUGACUGCAUAUAGAACAGGGCAACAUGUCAUAUGUUUUGUAAUGACCAUAUAAGCCCUCUUAUCUUGAAAAUUCCAGGAUAUGUACACUAUUGCAGUCAUGUAAAUACUACAUGUAGCAUUGGAUUCUUUUAUGCUUGUUGCUAUCAUUAUGAUGAAACAAAAGUAGAUUUCCAAUAUUUUGAAUUUUUUUAAUUGAAUGGUUAACAUCGUCUAUAAUAAAACAAGUAACUGCA